Molecule: messenger RNA, 2247 nt
Organism: Anguilla anguilla (European eel)
Lineage: Eukaryota; Metazoa; Chordata; Actinopteri; Anguilliformes; Anguillidae
Gene: rsl1d1
Product: ribosomal L1 domain containing 1
Exons: 9
Coding region: 446-1672 (408 amino acids)
Cellular component (GO): 90S preribosome
Source: RefSeq, a predicted model, not a curated record
GAAAUACAAGUUUGAAUCCCUGCAGGUCACAUUGUGGAGACAAAUUGAUGGCCGUAAUUAUUAGUAAAGAGACCGCCGAUUAAUUUAUUUGAAAACAUCUCACUCGUAAAAUCACGUCAGUAAUUAGUGAUGGCAGAUGCGGGGUGGUGACCUGAUAAGAGUGUUAGUCAUCAGAAUAAAGGGAUUCGGUAAAUUAAAUUCUGCUUAUUAUUGUUUGCGGUUGCAUUGAAAAAGAUAAUUUACACAGAAUUCGUCGUCAUAAACGAACAUUUGACAGUAUGCCUCUCCAUCCAGUUACUGAAAUAUAAAGUAUCACUAUGCUGAAAAAAACAACGUAAACACCAGUAAGAAUGACAGCGGCUUUUUAAAUAAAGUUUUGUAAGUGAAAUUUCGAACGCACGCUUUGAUCUGCGCAUGCGCCGAUGACGGCACACACGUGGACGACAUGGCGAGUGAUCAGAAUGAGACGAUUCUGGACGGAGUUCAGGUGAAGAAGGCUGUGCUGGCCUUACAAGCUUACCUUAAGAGCACAUCCACGUCUGAGUCUCUGCUGCUGAAUGAAAGCCAGCAUAUCUCCUUGCUCUUCACACUGUGGAGGAUCCCGAAAAAGGAACAGACCAUCCGCAUCCCUUUGCCGCAUGGCAUACGCACAGACACAGCCGAGGUCUGUCUCUUCACCAGAGAUGAGCCGAACAUGACACCAGAUCAAACUGAGAGGUUCUACAAGAAGCUACUCACUGUGAAGGGGGUCAAGAGAAUUACUGAGGUGAUUCCUUUCAAGGUGCUUAAGACGGAAUACAAGCCGUUUGAAGCGAAGCGAAGGUUGCUGGGGAAUUUUGACCUCUUCUUGGCGGAUUCACGCAUUUACCGCCUCCUGCCGUCUCACAUCGGGAAACACUUCUACACGAGCAAAAAGGUUCCCCUUUCUGUGAACCUGCAGAGUCAACAGCUGGCCCAAGGCCUGGAGCGACUGAUCCAGGGCUCCACGCUCUGUGUCAGUAAGAAGGGGUGCUGCUGCAUGGCCCGUGUGGCUCAUUCAGGGAUGACCACUGACGAGGUAGUGGAAAACAUCAUGGCUGCAGUCAGUACCAUUGCAUCCAAUCUGCCCCUGAAGGGAAAGAGCAUCAAAAUCAUACACCUGAAAAGCCAGUCCUCUGUAGCUCUACCCAUCUACACCUCUGACCUGGGACACCUGGCCCUGCUGCAGGAGGCAGACCCCCAGACUGGCUCUGCUAAGAAAACAAAGGACAAACGGAAGGCGAAAAAGAAACAAAAACAGGCCCUGAAGAGUAGCCCUCCUGCUGGGGAAGCACAGGCUUCAGAUGAGGAGGUUCCACAGCUGGUUCCUAUUGCGUCUCCAAGUAAAAAGGCCAAGCUGGAGACUCCAGGCACAGAAGGCCUUGAGAAGGCUCCCAAGCCUGCAGGAGUGAAAGGAGGCAAGAAAGGCCAGUCUCCCAGAAAACCGUCCUCACCAGCCAGCAGCAAGCCUGGCACGCCGCGCACAAAGGCACCAGGUGGGGGCGCGCCAGGGGAGGGGCUGAAGCAGAAGACCCCCAAGAUGGGCAGAGGAACCCCGGGAAAAAUCAAAUCGGCAAAACUGGCAAAAUCGGCUAAGAAGGCACCGAAAACCCCCACACAGAAACGGAUUAAGAAAGUGCCUCAGUCGUGUUAACGCCCUCAGCGGAAAAGGGUUGCCUGACUUUCUUUGGACUUAAAGGGGAGGGGGGGUGGCUUCUCAUUUAUCUGUACAUGCACAACUGUUGAAUUAAACGGAUCACUCUUUCACUUGGGGUUUGAGAUAUAAAGGUCCAUAAAUGCACAUAGUUUGUGAAAAUAUUUUGUCCAGCAUAUUCUAGUCUCUUGGAUAUGGAAUCUGGAAUACAGAGAACUGCUACAAGUUAAUUUGCAUACACGUGUUUCAAUACUUUUAUGGUAUUGCAUUUCCACCAAGUCCCACCGCUGAAAUUGGAUAUAAUGGCUUUAUGGAUCAUUAGUGUCUUAAUUUGACCUUUUUUUUUUUUUUUUUUUUUUUAACUCAAAGGUACAUAAUUUACCUUUGUUUGUUAUUUGGAUUAACUUAAAGUUGGUUGUAAAACCUUAAAAUGAAGAGCAGCUUUUCUCUUUAUAUUUGUCAUAACGCUGGCAUGUGCCAUGUUGAUUCAUGUACAUUUAAAUUCUAGUUGUACUCAUAAUUGCCCAGUGUGCUUCUAUGCCAAGAGUAAUAAAAAGUAUUCAUCUCUUUCUUUA